This is a messenger RNA of Trichomonas vaginalis G3, 1161 nucleotides long. RefSeq names its product meiotic cell cycle. Bases 1 to 1161 code for a protein of 386 amino acids. NCBI's taxonomy places the organism in Eukaryota, Parabasalia, Trichomonadida, Trichomonadidae. The record is from RefSeq and is a predicted model, not a curated record. Gene Ontology annotation, molecular function: protein binding. The transcript has a single exon.
AUGGAAGACGACAGCGAGUCUAUCAAGACAUCUUCUGAGAAAUAUAUGACAAACAAAUGGGAAGAAAUCAAGCCAUCAUACGGUAUUGAUCCAUAUGAAAGAUCUAAUCAUACAUGCGUCGCAAUCAAAGAUAAUUCUUCAGGUCGCACAACACUUUAUGUUUAUGGCGGCCAUGAUUCAAAUAACAACUCACUUAAUGAUCUUCUUACUUUUAAUGAAAUGCUUGGUUGGUCAUAUGCUUCAGCAAAUAAAAUUACAACAACAAUUAAUCGCAAAGUUAUUAUCGAACAAGGUUUUAAUUAUCAUCCACCAUCUCCUCUGGAACUUACUCCUAUUCCUCUUGCACGAUCUUUCCAUACUGCUGUCGUUUAUGAUUCUUUUAUGAUUGUUGCAGGCGGAAAUGCAACAGAGCUUGACGGAAGAAUAUAUUUCUUAGAUACAAGCCCAGAUGCUCACCUUACAUGGUGUGUUUUCACUGCUAAAGAUGCUCCCGAUGCAGUAAAAACAGCGAGAUUCCAACAUACUGCCGUAAUUUGGAAGAAUUACAUGGUAAUCUUUGGCGGAACAGAUGGCGAGUCUCCACUCAAUGCCGAUGUUCUCUUCUUAGAUCUUAAGAAGUUUAAAUGGACUGUAAAAAGCGACAUCAAAGAUUUACCAAAGACAUAUGGCCACGCAGCGUUCGUUUCCAACGAUUUGAUGUAUAUCGUUGGUGGAUUUAAGGAAAACUCUUCUCAGUCAUUUAUCGUGUACAGUCUUACUGAUAACACUGUAAUUAAAUCUGGAAGAUACGUUCCACCGCCUUCUCUCAAGGUAGACAGAAGAUUGCUCACUGCAACACUCAUAAAUAACAAACUUUACUUGAUUGGUGGCUACGGAGUUACAGAUAACACAAUUGAGACAGGAUGCGUAAAUGAGGUUAAUAUAGUUGAUAUGAAUACGUGGAAGAGCGUUAGUAUUGUUCCUUCCAUGAUGAAUGGAGCAGGCCCAGGCCCUCUUUGCGGUCAUACAGCCGUAGAAGUUAAUAAUCAAAUUAUUAUUUUUGGUGGAUGCGAUAGAUUACCUCUACUUGAUGGAAGAUGGGUUUUCUAUGGAUUUAAUAGUGAACUCUGGAAAUUCACAACUCCAAGUGAAGAUUUCUUUUUACAGAAAGCAGCAAAAUAA